This is a messenger RNA of Talaromyces atroroseus, 1299 nucleotides long. Its product is annotated as Glucose N-acetyltransferase 1. Lineage: Eukaryota; Fungi; Ascomycota; Eurotiomycetes; Eurotiales; Trichocomaceae. Gene Ontology annotation, molecular function: glycosyltransferase activity. The transcript is spliced from 2 exons. The record is from RefSeq and is a predicted model, not a curated record. The coding region runs from base 1 to 1299 and encodes 432 amino acids.
AUGCAUAGACAUAAACUCUCCGCAGCUUCUUUACGCAAGAAAGUUUCUUUCGACCUGGGCGAUUUAACGGACGAUUCAGACCCAGACGAUUAUCGAGACGACAACACGCCAGAUUGGACGCCUCGAACGGCUUUUUCCGGUAUAUCGCCGCGCAAAGCUCGCAGAUAUGUACUAACGUCAGUCAUUUUUCUCGUUUUUCUCUACGUCCUCCUCCAUCGAUCGCAGCCUCCUAGAGGCUUGUCUCCCUACCUUAAUUACGAUGCCAUUGAUUGGUCGCGAUACGCAUAUACACAAUAUGUCGUCGAUGAGGCAUACCUGUGCAACUCGGUGAUGGUAUUCGAGGCCCUGGAUCGGGUGGGUAGCCGAGCUGAUAGAAUCCUGUUCUACCCGCAUGUUUGGGAUACCGUGGUCUCGAAUAAGGAUGACCGAGUCAGCCAGUUGCUGAACCUGGCGCGCGAACGCUAUAAAGUUCAACUAGAGCCAAUUACAGUGGAGAGGAUUCACGAAUAUCACCAGUCAGAGGACUAUAGCACUUGGGAUAGUAGCAUUACUAAACUAUGGGCUUUUCGGGAGACGACGUAUAACCGAAUAUUGCAAAUAGACUCGGACGUCCUUGUUCUUCAAAACCUCGACGAGUUAUUUUUUCUCCCAUCUGCACCGGUUGCUAUGCCACGAGCUUAUUGGAACUAUCCGGAGAACCAGAAGCUUACUUCUCUUCUGGUACUUCUUGAGCCUUCGUAUCUAGAAUGGAAAGCGUUGAUGGAAAGGGUACAAGGGGUGACGGCGGGCCAACUUGAAACGGGCGUGAACGAGUCCAUGCACGAUUUAUAUGACAUGGAACUACUCAAUGACCGUUACGGUGCAUCAGCGCUCGUUCUUCCGCAUCGGCAAUAUGGAUUAGUGACGGGAGAAUUCCGUACCAAAGACCACCGGAAUUUCCUCGGUAAUACGCACGAAACGUGGAACCCCGACAAAGCUCUUAGUGAGGCCAAGCUGGUCCAUUUCUCGGACUGGCCAUUGCCCAAGCCAUGGAUUAUGUGGCCCCAGGGACAACUCGCAAAGAUGCAACCGAAGUGUGAUACCAAACCCGGCACGCCAGAGGAGAGCGGAUGCCGUGACCGCGAAGUGUGGAAACAGCUGUACGAGGAUUUCCGGCUAAAAAGAAAGGACGUGUGCAAGCUUCUCAGUUAUCCCGCUCCGGAGUGGCCGCCGAGACCAAAGGACAUGUCGAACCUGCCUCCUGGUGAAUCGGCUCCUGCGAUGAUCUCUGAGCAGGCCUUGGAUGACAAGCCAGAGUAG